Molecule: messenger RNA, 2308 nt
Organism: Carica papaya (papaya)
Lineage: Eukaryota; Viridiplantae; Streptophyta; Magnoliopsida; Brassicales; Caricaceae
Source: RefSeq, a predicted model, not a curated record
CUCCACUUAAAAGUACUCCCUCAGUUAAAGAGGUACGUCUAAAAUGCUGCUCGCGAACUCCUUGAGGUUCUUCCGCCAUAGCCCACAUGCCACGCUCAUCCGCCGCUUCUUUCAAAAUCGCCAGUACAAGCCGCCUAGAACCCCAACAUCAUCGGUCCCACCCACGCCGCCAAAGCCCCCAAAGAAGCCACAGACCUUCUCAGUCCACGAUACGACAUGGGAAGAUCCCUACAGUUGGAUGUCAAGCCUCAAUGAUAAGGUGGCCAUGCGACACAUGGAUAUCUAUAUGGAGCAAGAGGAGAAGUACACUGAGGCUGUUUUCUCUGAUACCGUUCGCCUCCAGAGCAAGCUUCAAUCGGAGAUGGCUUGCCGUCUUUCCUUCGACCUUUCUACUCCUCCCCUCCGUUGGGGCCCUUGGUUGUAUUAUAGGAGGGUAGAGGAGGGGAAGCAGUACUCCGUUCUGUGCAGAAGAUUAGCCAGUUUGAAUGAGGAGUUCGUUUCACAUAAAUCUCCUGGUGCUGGAUUUGAUUUCACCUCUGGGAAGAAAAUUGAGCAAAAGCUGCUUGAUUACAAUCAAGAAGCUGAAAGAUUUGGUGGUUAUGCAUGUGAAGAAUUCUCAGAGAUAUCACCAGAUCAUAAGUUUCUUGCUUACACUAUGUAUGAUAAAGACAAUGAUUACUUUAAGUUGUCUGUCAGAAAUUUGAAUUCGGGUGCAUUAUGUAGUAAGCCUCAAGCAGAUCGUGUUUCGAACAUAGCUUGGGCCAAGGACGGGCAGGCACUGCUUUAUGUUGUAACUGAUCAAAAUAAGAGGCCGUGUAGGAUAUACUGUAGCAUGAUUGGAUCCACGGAUGAGGAUGCUUUACUUCUGGGAGAAUUAGAUGACAAUAUUCAUGUUAGCAUAAGACACACAAAGGAUUUCCAUUUUGUCACUGUAAAUACAUUUUCUCCUACAUCUUCAAAGGUCUUUCUGAUAAAUGCAGCUGACCCAUUAUCUGGCUUGACAUUAGUUUGGGAAUGUGAAGGUCAAGCACACUGCAUCCUCGAGCACCAUCAAGGGUACCUCUAUGCAUUUACUGAUGCUGCCAAGGACGGCCAAAUGGCUGACUAUCAUUAUCUUCUUCGAAGUCCUGUUGGCACUUCUUUUGGUCCCCAUACCUGGGAGAGUGUUUUCUUUGAUGAUCAAGAGCUGAUUAUAGAGGACGUUGAUUUCUGUAAUACACACUUGGUAAUGGUUUUGAGAGAAGGUCGGAAAUAUAGAAUUUGUUCAGUUGCUCUACCGUUGUCCACUGGAGUGGGACCAAUUGACCUGAAAGAGCUGCAGCCUUGUUUUCUUCCUCUUCCAAAUUAUGUUUCUCAAAUUGCACCUGGUCCAAAUUAUGACUUCUACUCAUCAACCAUGCGAUUUACAAUAUUGUCUCCUGUGAUGCCUGAUGCUGUUAUUGAUUAUGACUUAGCAAAUAACAAGUGGAGUAUAAUUCAACAGCAAAACAUGCUCCAUGAAAGAACACGAGUUUUGUAUGGAACAAUCUCUUUUGCCAGCAUAGCUGAAAAGGCCUCAAAUACCAAAAGUUACAGUUUUGUUAACGAUGUCAAAUCUGAAGAUGAUAACUUGUGGAAUGAUCUCUCUGAAUUUUAUGCCUGUGAAAAUCAUGACGUCUGUUCUCAUGAUGGAGCCAUGGUUCCUUUAACUAUCGUAUAUUCACGAAAAACCGCAGAAGAGAACCAAAAACCUGGACUGCUUCAUGGUCAUGGAGCUUAUGGUGAAAUCCUUGAUAAGCGGUGGCGCAGUGAACUGAAAAGCCUCCUUGACCGUGGUUGGGUUGUUGCAUAUGCUGAUGUUAGGGGUGGAGGUGGUGGGGGCAGGAAGUGGCAUCAUGAUGGCAGAGGUAUAAGGAAGCACAAAUCCAUUGAAGAUUAUAUCUCCUGUGCCAAAUUUCUUAUUGAGAAAGAGAUUGUACAAGAAAACAAGCUUGCUAGUUGGGGAUACAGUGCUGGUGGACUUCUUGUUGCUUCAGCUAUCAACUGUUGCCCCAAUUUAUUUCGCGCCGCAGUUUUGAAGGUUCCAUUUCUUGAUCCAACAAGCACUCUUCUCUAUCCUGUUUUACCACUUACAGCCAUUGACUAUGAAGAGUUUGGGUACCCAGGGUAUAUAGACAAUUUUCAUGCUAUACAGAAAUAUUCUCCCUAUCACAAUAUCCCGACAGAUGUCCAUUACCCUGCUGUGCUUGUUACCUCAUCAUUCAACACAAGGUAUGUUCCUGUGUUCUUUUCUUUCUUUUUUAUUGAUUCUUAGCCAUUGUAUGGUUGG